UUCAUUUGUAGCAGAUAAGUGACUUGAUAUUGCAAAGAGCUGAAAAAGACCAUUUGCUAGAGGAGGAGCCAAGAGAAAGGGUGCUGCAAUGCCGAGUCUCCUGCUUUGGUCUUUGAGCUGCCUGGUCCUUUCUGUUCUGGAAUGCAAGUCUUCUGCUGACAAUGGUACUGUAGUAGUCACCACCAGUGGCCCUAUCCAGGGAAAGCAUCUCCCAGCUGGCUCAAGAGCAGUCACAGCCUAUCUGGGCAUCCCCUAUGCAGAACCCCCUGUGGGGAAACUGCGUUUCCAAAAGCCUGUUCCCCGUAGGCCAUGGACCCACAUUUUGGAAGCCACUAACUUUGGCAAUUCGUGCUCACAAAGACUUAUUUUGGGCAAUCCGUUGAAGGCCAACACCUCCAUUUUGGAGGACUGUCUUUUCCUCAAUGUCUGGGUUCCCCAUCCACGGCCCUCCACACCAGCUGCUAUCCUUGUCUGGAUCUAUGAAAGGGGGGUUUUACCUGGCACAACCGAGAUAAUAUGUGAUGGGGCAUUCUUAGCUGCUACUGAGAAUGUGAUUGUGGUGUCCAUGAAUUACCGCCAGGGACCUCUAGGCUUCCUUUCAUUGCCACCAGCCGCCCCUGGAAACAUGGGCCUGUUGGAUCAGCAACUGGCCCUGAGAUGGACGAAGGAGAAUGCAGCUGCCUUUGGAGGAGACCCUACUCGGAUGACCAUCUUUGGCGAGAGUGCUGGAGGAGCAUCUGUCCACUAUCACCUCCUCUCACCUGGGAGUCAGCCUCUUUUUGACCAGGCUGUGCUGCAGAGUGGGACGGCCAUUACACCCUGGGCUUGGGUGAGCCCUGAGGAGGCCAAGAGGAGAGCACUGGUCCUGGCCCAGCAGAUGGGGUGUACUGAAGAUGAGGACAGUGCCAUAGUGAGCUGCUUGCAGAAAAAACCAAUGGAAAAAUUUCUACUAUACAUGUCCUCAGUUGUAGAUCUCAAGUUUAUUUUUCAUCUUCCCUUCGUACCAACCACAGAUGGAGAUUUUCUUCCUGAUGACCCACAGAAACUAGUGGAGUCCAGGCACUUUCAGACCAAGCCUAUUAUGAUUGGUACCACUUCCGAUGAAGGGUCCCUCUUUGUCUUUCAUGCCGCUCCCUUAUUAUCUACAUCCAGCGAAUGCCUUUUGACCUGGGAGAAAUUCUUGGACGGUUUGAAUAUAAUUGUACGGAAUGCAACCGUUGACUUCAUCCAAGCCAUUGCUCGGAGGUACAGUGAAGCAGAACCAGAGGGCCCAGCACGGUAUCGCUCCGCCUUGUCCCAGGUCUUCGGUGAUUAUUUGUUUGUAUGUCCAGCAAGCGAAGUUGCCACAGAGACUGCAAAGACCGGAAGUCCCGUGUAUGCUUACACUUUCACCCAUCGCAGUACAGGCUUUUUCUGGCCUGAAUGGGUGGGGUCCUUCCAUGGAUCUGAAAUUCCAUACCUUUUUGGAACUCUGACAUUAAUACUGGGAACCAAUGAAAAUCGUACAGAGGCGGAGUUAGCGCUAAUCCCCCAAGUGAUGCAGUACUGGGCAGAGUUUGCCAGAAGCGGCAAUCCCACCCCUUCAGGUGUCAAUGAGACAAAAUGGCCGCUCUACAACCCUGCAGAACAGAACUUCUUUCGCAUCAGCACUGAGCCGCCUCAAGUCAUGAAGCCCUCACCCGCUUGGCACUGCAGUUUCUGGAAGGCGCUCUUAUCACAGACAUCAAGCCUACAUCGGCCUUCAAAUGAUUCCGUACCGUCCAGCCCAGAAGCAAUAUGAAGCAAGAACGCAGAAUUAAGAAAAGUGCAUAUUGAUCGAGAAUGAGAAUCAUGUGUAUUGGGG
Molecule: messenger RNA, 1843 nt
Organism: Sphaerodactylus townsendi
Lineage: Eukaryota; Metazoa; Chordata; Lepidosauria; Squamata; Sphaerodactylidae
Product: acetylcholinesterase-like
Exons: 4
Coding region: 89-1780 (563 amino acids)
Biological process (GO): acetylcholine catabolic process; choline metabolic process
Cellular component (GO): plasma membrane
Molecular function (GO): acetylcholinesterase activity
Source: RefSeq, a predicted model, not a curated record